AUGGUUUGGCCAGACAAAGGACUUUUGGCUACGGCUUUCGAGGAGGACAAUGAGGUUCGGAGCCUAUUCAGGCAGAACAAGGGCCACCUACUUUCUUGGCCCUCGCCAGAGCUGGUAGGGGUUGCUAGCCUGAAAGCCCUGGCCCUGAACGUUACCGUGAUCAAGCUUGCAAUACGCAUCUGGGGCCAAGCGACCCCCACACCUAAAGCUAUGUCGGUGGAUUGGCUGAAGAACGAAGUAUCUGGCCUUCACGAUAUGCUUUGUGCUGGUGGCAAAGGGAAGACAGUGCCUAUUUAUGUCGACAGCUGGGGUAUCAAGCGGUUGUCUACCCUAGCUAUGCGACGGUGGAAGGCUCCCAUCGCUACCUUACGGGAUCGUACACUACAUGGCUUAUUCCGUGAAAUGACGCAAGCUUGGGGUGAGGAGGCUGCAGAACCCGACCAGGAGUUGGAUGAUGAUGAUGAUGGUGUGGCUCCUGCUGAGGAUGAUGCUUACCCAGAUGCUGGAGACGCAGCUGCCGAAGAUGCCAGUGGGUCUGCAGAAGCGCCGGCUCGGGAAGCCGAGGAUGCCUUAGAUGCAGAGCUGCAGGCCACGGAGCAGCAGCUGCAAAUCCUGCAGAAACUUAUCUUAAGCCUGCACUGCAACUGCUGUUUGAAAUUCUGCUUGGUUCUUUUCGUUUGA
This is a messenger RNA of Symbiodinium sp. CCMP2592, 681 nucleotides long. The record is from the annotation of a GenBank genome assembly. NCBI's taxonomy places the organism in Eukaryota, Dinophyceae, Suessiales, Symbiodiniaceae.